Nothobranchius furzeri (turquoise killifish) is the source of this 1574-nucleotide messenger RNA. NCBI's taxonomy places the organism in Eukaryota, Metazoa, Chordata, Actinopteri, Cyprinodontiformes, Nothobranchiidae. The record is from RefSeq and is a predicted model, not a curated record.
UCCAAAGUGCAGUAUACGGCUAUCUGAUUGGACCACCACGCCAACAACAAUACUUCUCAUUGGUUAAACUCAACGCGGCAAACUAGACCGAUGUAAAUAAACUCAGUGCAAGAAGUUAGCUGAGCGGUAGCUAAGAGUUAGACAUGUCGAGACUUUAUCGUGUUUAAAACUAAAAACGGUGAAGCCAGAGACUUUAAGAGGUCAGCAUGUCUGUGACGGACAUGUCCGCUGUGGUGAACACGUUACGGAUGCUGUUUCAACACGUUCAGACGCUGGAGGAGUUUUUUACCAGCGUCCAAUCUGGACACCAAGAACGGCCCGUCGAGCAGUCUGACCGCUUCAAGUCAUUUACCAGAGAAACGUUUGUGUGCUUUGAUAAAGACCCGCUGAAAAUCCAGAGCUCCAACCAGACGUGCACUUUCUCAGAACUGCUGGCGUUCAUCAUCAACAAAAUGAAAAGAAAAAAGAAGAGGAAUGUCUUGACACUUGGAUAUAAUUUUCAGGAGCAGGCAUCGGAGGAUUGUCAUGCCGACCAGUUAAAAUUUCACGGAAGUCUGAAACAAAGCGCGGCCUACAUCCACAGCAGCGACAUGUGGAAGGAGGUCUUUCUACGCUUUGGCACAGACGUCUCGCGCUACCUGCUGGAGAGCUGCUCAUUGUUUGCUGCAGCGCCUCCGUCGUGUGUUUUCCAGCUGUGUGGCCUCCCCGUGUACGACAGGGUGUCUACCGUUGCUUCCAGUCGGUUUUAUCUUCAGCCUGGAAUCGGGAAGCGCAGAAGCUCUCGAUUUGGAAGGAAUCAGACAUGUCAUCAGCUGAAGCGGAAGCCUGAAAUUGAGGAUGCUGAUUUAAGCAAAAUCAGGAAGCAAACUGUGAAUAAAAGAAAAAGAAAGAGGGAAGAAACGGUAUCUUGUGAAAGUAAAAGAAGAAGAGUAACACACCAGGAAGAGGGACAGACCAUGUCUGGGACUGCUUUCAAAUGGCCUUCUGCCACACCAGCAGCCAUUCCUUCCAGCGAAGGUAGUCCCAGUUGGAGAUCUGGGACUUUCCCUCCUUUGCCACCUUCACAGUGUUUCAUCCACACACUGGGAUUCCUGUACAGGGGCAGAGGGAUGUCCGGCUUCCUUCUCAACAAGAAGAAGAGAUCGUCAGACGGACCUGGAAGGCUGCAGGGGAAAGAUUUGAUAAGGAUAAUCUUCUUUGAGGGUCUUAUGUAUAUAAACGGUUUAGAGAGAAAGCCAAAGAAACUCCCACGCCGUUUUUUCCACAUGGUUCCCUUGUUCAAUCGGUUGCUACAGCAACACAGAAAAUGUCUCUACAGCAGGAUCCUGCAGAGGAUUUGCCCGGUGGCUGAGCAGAGCAGCGUGGAUCAGGGAGAGUUAAACUCCCUUCUGCCCAAACAUUGUGCUCCUCAUCGGGUCUACCUGUUUGUCAGGGAAUGCCUCUUAGCGGUGAUCCCUCAGCAGCUCUGGGGCUCUGACCAGAACAGACUUCAUUUCUUCGCCAGGGUUAGAGAUUUCCUGCACAGCGGCAAAUUUGAGAAGACCUCUUUGGCCAAGGUGAUGUGGAAGGUGAAA